AUUCAAAUCCCAUAGCUAAAAUGACACAAUGUGAUGUCCCAUAAAUCAACUGCAGAAGAACUGACUAAAGAAUUGAUUAAAGAAUUGAGGAUUCCUGAGUCUCGAGCAUUUUGACUGAAAUACACAUCUACUAAAGAGGAGGAUCAAAUGUGGUGGAGAAGAACUUAAAGACCAGCAUGGAAGGAAUAUCACGACUCAUAUCUUCUCCCGGAGUUCUCAGAGAGAACAUUGCAUCAGAUGUUACCCAGUUAAUAGGGUGGACUCCUCUGGUAGAGAUGAAGCGCAUCGCACAGGCAGAGGGCGCUGUUGCGAGAAUUGUUGGGAAACUCGAAUUUUAUCAGCCUCUUUCUUCUGUCAAGGAUCGAAUUGCUCUCAGGAUGAUAGAGGAUGCAGAAGAAAAAGGGCUAAUCACUCCUAGAGUGACUACUCUAGUGGAACCCACAAGUGGCAAUACAGGCAUUGCAUUGGCAUUUGUUGCUGCUCAAAAAGGCUAUAAAUUUAUUGCAGUAAUGCCAAAUACUUAUUCUAUUGAACGUCGAAUGAUAAUGAAGUGUCUUGGUGCAGAUAUUUACUUGACUGAUUCUGCACUUGGUUUUCCUGGGGUACUGCAAAAGGUUGAAGAGUUGAGAAAAGCCAUUCCUGAUGUUUACAUGUUGGAUCAGAUUAGUAAUCCUGCAAAUCCUGGUGCACACUUCCAAAGCACAGGUCCUGAAAUUUGGCAAGAUACGGCAGGCAAAGUUGACAUAUUUGUUUCAGGUUCUGGAACGGGAGGAACCAUAUCAGGGGUUGGAAGAUAUUUGAAGAUGAAAAACCCAUCUAUUAAGGUUGUCUGUGUUGAACCUUCUGAAAGCCCUGUAAUUUCAGGUGGGCAAAAAGGAAGCCAUAAAAUACAAGGACUUGCACCUGGAUUCAUAACAGACAAUUUGGACAUGGCUGUGAUUGAUGAGAUUAUUACAGUUUCGUCAGACAAAGCAAUGACAUAUGCGAGGAAGAUCGCCAGAGAGGAAGGAUUGCUCGUCGGCAUUUCAUCAGGUGCAGCAUAUGCAGCUGCAUUGGAGGUUGGACAGCGACCGGAGAACAAAGGUAAAUUGAUAGUAAUGAUGUUACCAAGUGGUGCAGAAAGGUAUUUAAGCACGGAUUUGUUUUCCUCCAUUAGAGAAGAAUGCAGUAAUAUGAGCUUCUGAGCAAAAAUAAACAUCCCAGUUCUCUCGGUCCCUUUGGUAUUGACAGCAGUUGAGUGAAAUGUUUUCUUCCUCUUAUUUUCGAUUGAAUAUAAAUGAUAACGAAUAGCUCUUGUUCUUGUGAAAUGUGCAAAUAAGUGUCGAGGAUUCAUAACUAUCCUCCUUUCAGAUACAGAAUAAUGUCUGUUUAUCAAAUUAGUUUAAAUUCAGAUACAGGAUAAUGUCUGUUUAUCAAAUUAGUUUAACUUACCGUAAUCAGAUUUCAGAAUAACGUUAAUUGCUAUACUGCUAUAUAUAUAUGAUGAAUAGUUCUAUUUAACGGUAA
Cryptomeria japonica (Japanese cedar) is the source of this 1506-nucleotide messenger RNA. RefSeq names its product cysteine synthase, chloroplastic/chromoplastic. Lineage: Eukaryota; Viridiplantae; Streptophyta; Pinopsida; Cupressales; Cupressaceae. The coding region runs from base 177 to 1184 and encodes 335 amino acids. The transcript has 8 exons. The record is from RefSeq and is a predicted model, not a curated record. Gene Ontology annotation, molecular function: cysteine synthase activity. Gene Ontology annotation, cellular component: cytoplasm.